Molecule: messenger RNA, 1284 nt
Organism: Trichosporon asahii var. asahii CBS 2479
Lineage: Eukaryota; Fungi; Basidiomycota; Tremellomycetes; Trichosporonales; Trichosporonaceae
Exons: 1
Coding region: 1-1284 (427 amino acids)
Source: RefSeq, a predicted model, not a curated record
AUGAUUCGACCAAAACGCAACUCGCGAUCUUCAAAUCACUCGCACGAAUGCCACCAGUGCAUCUCCCCUCCCGAGCGCUCGGCGAGUGGCAGGCGGCUCUCCCUCCCCAUGUCGCUGCUGCAGACGCCGCACGUCCCGGGGCCGGCGGUGGGGACUCCGUCCUUUGGCGCCGUCGCGCGCGUGCGCCCCGUCGACCACCCCUUUACGGAGGAGCCGGGGGAUAUGAGCGGGGAUCAGUACGUUCCCACGCCUCCUUCUAUUCCGGCACGUGAGUCGACGGAGUACAUGUCCGAGAAGCCCGGACAGACGGUCACGCGGAGGGCUACGGCGCACUCGCCGACACUUGCGCCUUUGCCUCCGCCGGCGAUGGAGGGGGAUGGCGGGGGUGGGAAAGGGCCAGGAGGGAGAGAGAGGGGAUCGACGUCCUCAUCCUCGUCCGUGCCCCCGGACGAGAAACCGUAUCCGGACCAGGAGACACACCACGUCCCGCCCGACAUGAAGCCGUACCCGGAACCAAAGAGGACGCGCGAGGAUCCCGAGCUCGGCAUGGGGCUGGUGAACGAGUACGAGCCGUGCACAUUCCAUCGGUGGGCGAUGGAAGAUGUGGCCUCGAUGUCGCUUGUCCCCUGCCUGGUCACGCAGGCACUCUCGGCGGGAGUUCUCGACGCGACGACGUACGCCGAUUUCCAGACGUUCGCAUCAAACCAGACCGGAAACGCGAUCGUGCUCACGCUCGCGGCGGUGGGCGCGGCGCGGGCGCUGGUCCUCCUCACCGGCGUGAGUUUUGCCGGCUUCAUCGCCGGCGCCUUCCUCAUGGGCCAUCUUGGCAACUUCCUCGGCCCCAGGCGCCGGUACUGGCUUCUCAUCAGUAUUUUCUGGCAGUGCUGUCUCCUCAUUAUCUGUGCUGUGUUUGUGAGCCCGCACGGGCCACCAGGGACCCGCGUAGGUGCAAAAAAUGAGUGGGCCGUCCUCUUCCUCUUCGCUCACAUGUCCGGAGCUCAAGUCGUGAUGGCCAGACAGUCCGGAUGCGCGGAGUUGCCCUCAGCGCCGAUGACCAGUGCCUUCGUAGACUUCGUUGCGGACCAGUAUCUGUUCAGAAGUUGGGGGAAUCCGAAGGCUGGGCCGAGAAACAGACGAGUGAUGUAUGUGGUGGCCAUGUUGGGCGGGAGUUUCAUUGGCGCCAUCCUCCACCGCUGGACUGCGAGCUGGGUCGUCAUCAUGGUCACGGUCAUCCUCAAGGCUAUUAGCGUGCUCUUGGUCUGCUUUGCAAGCCCGGAGAACUAG